CUGGUUUUCCUCAUUAGACUGAAGUUCUCUCUGAGGAAACUUCACCUCCUCACUCUCCUGAUUGUUUCUCCAGGUGUUUCAGAUCUACAGUUUGAAGACGAGUGGUGAAGUGCAGGAGCUGACAGACGCUGCAGAAACACAUGCUGAUUGGAUCAAAGCUCCACUGAGAGGAGAAAUGGCGCAGAAAAGAGUAAAACUGGACCGAGAAACCUUCUCUUGUUCCAUCUGUCUGGAUCUACUGAAGGAUCCGGUGACUAUUCCCUGUGGACACAGCUACUGCAGGAACUGUAUUAGAACCCACUGGGAUUUGGAGGAUGGAAAGGAAAUCCACAGCUGCCCUCAGUGUAGGCAGACCUUUAGACCGAGGCCAGUCCUGGUGAAAAACACCAUGUUAGCAGAUUUAGUGGAGGAACUGAAGAAGUCUGGACUCCAAGCUGCUCCUGCUGAUCACUGCUAUGCUGGACCUGAAGAUGUGGCCUGUGAUGUCUGCACUGGGAGAAAACUGAAAGCCCUCAAGUCCUGUCUGGUCUGUCUGGCCUCUUACUGUGAGAAACACCUUCAACCGCAUUAUAAAUCCUCUGCCUUUAAAAAACACAAGCUGGUGGAGCCCUCCAAGAAGCUCCAGGAAGUGAGUCGACAAAACAUCCAGCAGAGAAUCCAGGACAGAGAGAAAGAUGUGAAGGUGCUUCAGCAGGAGGUGGAGGCUAUCAAUGGCUCUGCUGAUAAAGCAGUGGAGGACAGUGAGAAGAUCUUCACCGAGCUGAUCCGUCUGAUGGAGAAAAGAAGGUCCGAUGUGAAGCGGCAGCUCAGAUCCCAGCAGGACACUGAAGUGAGUCGAGUCAAAGAGCUUCAGGAGAAGCUGGAGCAGGAGAUCACUGAGCUGAAGAGGAAAGACGCUGAGCUGAAGCAGCUCUCACUCACAGAGGAUCACACCCAGUUUCUACACAACUACCCCUCACUGUCAGCACUCAGUGAAUCUACAGACUCAUCCAGCAUCAAGGUCCGUCCUCUGCGCUACUUUGAGGACGUGACAGCAGCUGUGUCAGAAGUCAGAGAUAAACUACAGGACGUUCUGAGAGAGAAAUGGACAAACGUCUCACUGACAGUGACUGAAGUGGAUGUUUUACUGUCAGAACCAGAGCCCAGGACCAGAGCUGACUUCUUAAAAUAUUCAUGUGACAUCACUCUGGAUCCAAACACAGCAAACACACAUCUGUUAUUAUCUGAAGGGAACAGAAAGGUAACAGCAAUGAAUGAAGAACAGUCUCAUUCUAGUCAUCCAGACAGAUUCACUAGAUGUUUUCAGGUCCUGAGUAGAGAGAGUCUGACUGGACGUUGUUACUGGGAGGUGGAGUGGAGAGGGAGAGGAGUUCAUGUAGCAGUUGCAUACAAGAAUAUCAGCAGAGCAGGGGACGAAGGUAGAUUUGGAAGCAAUGACAAAUCUUGGGCGUUAUAUUGUGACACAAACAGUUAUAUCUUUUUGUACAACAAACUCUACACUCCCUUCUCAGGUCCUCGGUCCUCCAGAGUAGGAGUGUACCUGGAUCACAGUGCAGGUAUUCUGUCCUUCUACAGCAUCUCUAAAACCAUGACUCUCCUCCACAGAGUCCAGACCACAUUCACUCAGCCUCUCUAUGCUGGACUUUGUCCUUCUCUUGGAAGCUCUGCUAAGUUCUGUAAGCUCAAAUAGUCAGAAGUCAUUUCAGGGACAGUUGGUUAAAUCCUGUGUUUUAAUCCUUAAACUUCUUUUGUCUUCAUGUUUGUUGCUGAGAGCUGAUUGUUGUGGCAUUUCUUCACUGCACAGAGAUCAGCUGUCAAUCAAACAUUGUGGGCGGUACUUUGACGUCUUCUCAUUAGUUGCUGUGUAAAUGUUUGAGUUUCUUUAGGUGGAGCUCCUUCCUGUGUCUGUUUAGCCAUGGAGGCUAUCACUGCUCAGGAUGACUUUUGUUCACCUGAAUUGACAUUUCUCUACAUGAAAAUGGAAACUUCAACCCCCCACACGUCCACCAUUGUGUCCCUGAGCAAGAAACUUAACUCCUAGUUGCUCCAGAAGCGUGCAAACUCUGAUAUAGCAAUUGUAAGUCAUUGUAAUGCUCUAAAUGUUUGGUGAAUAUUUGAACUGAUGUAGUUGAGAUUUUUCUCAAACACACUGAUUGUGUGGAUGAAGUGAAACUGAACAAGUCAUUUAACAGACUUUACUGAAGGGAUGUGUGAGCAAACUGAAGGUUUACAUGAUGAAUAAACAAACAUGUUUACACAUUAAA
Micropterus dolomieu (smallmouth bass) is the source of this 2264-nucleotide messenger RNA. Its product is annotated as E3 ubiquitin/ISG15 ligase TRIM25-like. The record is from RefSeq and is a predicted model, not a curated record. The transcript has 2 exons. Gene Ontology annotation, molecular function: protein binding. The coding region runs from base 176 to 1690 and encodes 504 amino acids. Lineage: Eukaryota; Metazoa; Chordata; Actinopteri; Centrarchiformes; Centrarchidae.